This is a messenger RNA of Diorhabda carinulata, 2190 nucleotides long. RefSeq lists its product as uncharacterized. The transcript is spliced from 2 exons. Lineage: Eukaryota; Metazoa; Arthropoda; Insecta; Coleoptera; Chrysomelidae. The record is from RefSeq and is a predicted model, not a curated record. Bases 810 to 2039 code for a protein of 409 amino acids.
UACAAAUGGUAGAAAACGAUCUGAUAGGCUUCCUUUUUGAUCAUAUUAACGUAGGUGAUGUAUAGUUUCAUGUUUUUUGAAUAUGUCAAUGACGACGAAAAUGUCCCAGUAUAGCCUGUAUGUUUCGUUCUUUUAAGGAAUGUAUUUGUAAUAGAAAGUGGCAUCUUUCGGAAAAGCACAUGUUUGUGCAUGCUAUGGUGCACUAUGUCUGCUGUAACUAUUUUACUGCAACAAGCGGUGAGAUUUUUGCGACACUUUUCUUCUAGAUUUGGUUCCUUUGGAAUGUUAUUCUUCUUCUUUCCCUUGGAUAGAAAUAGGGGUCACUUUUCUAGUGCCUCUCUGAUCCAGUCACCUUGUUUAUUUCAUGAUAGGGAUGUUCAGAUUGUGCUUCCUCAGUUUCAUUGGAGAGUAUUCAUCUAUUUUGUUCACUAAUUGCCUUUACUUGAGGUUUAUUAUUUGACAGUAGAUUUAAGAUGAAACACAUGUAUGAUUAAUUUCCCAUAAGUGAAAGAUGUAAUAUAUUCCCAGCCAUACCAGUUAGACAUCCCAACAAAAAUUUUUUAGUAGUUUAUGGUCAAAUUAAUCGAUUGUUCUAGGUGAAUUGAACAGACCGCAUUUUGAAUAGAUAUUAAUUUUGAAAUAUUAUUAUAAAUAAAUAUUACAUUGAUUGUUCAAGAUCAAUAUAGCUAUCUGAAACGAUUUUUAUGGCAUUUCCAAAGAGCUACAUUUUAUUGAACAAACAUAUCGCUCUUACAUACGUAGUAACCAGUAAAAUCAGUCCCUAAUAAAAUUUCUUGUCAGCAAUUUAUAUGAAGUUUGAAAGACUUAAUACGUCAACAGGAAAUUACAUUGUCAAAUUUCAAGGUAUUUGUCUAAAAGUUCGCCAAAAAAUGGAUGAAGCAACUAAACAGAAAUGUGAACGAACAGUUCUGAGAAAUAAAUAUGAACGAAACUCAAGAGAUAUGUACGAAUGGUGGAUACAACUAUUCAAUAUGCUGGAAUCCGAUUUUGCUAUACAAGAAGAUGUGCGAUAUUCGACUUUAAAAGAAAUUUUACCUGUAGAUCUCUUCUAUAGAUUACUAGAAAUAAUAUCAGUUAAGAAAGAACAAUUUCAAUUACCCGACGACAAUGUCGAUGAAGAAACAGAAGAAGUUAUAUUUCCUAAAAAGCACAGUACUGAGGAGAGUCUAAUUGAUUCGGAAGAAAGAAAAAAGUCUGCGACAAUUUCGGAAUUUCGCAAAAACUUGGGUAUCAUUCUUGAAAAAAAGAGUCCCUACAUGGAAUUCUUCAAACGUAAACCGAACAGAGCAGCAAUAUGGAAAGAACUACCUCCACUGAAAUGGGAAGAAAUGGAUUUAGGUCAAAUGGCCGAAGCUAUAACCGAAGCCAUAGCAACCGAUUAUGUGGAAUGGUUAAAAACUAUGGGAGGUAGUGAAGAAACGACGUUGAACGUACAAAGUAUAAAAGAAAUGUUCGAAAUAGGAUCCCAAACCAAUACUUCUACAGCGGUGUUUGUAGAAUUGAAAGAAAUCGCAUCAGUAAAUCAAAAAACGGCGGAUGCUUUAGGAUUACCGCAUAAAUCUAGGAUGAAUGUUUUGCAAGAACAAAUAGAGCAAGAUAGGAUAGCUUCUAGAAAGAAACAGCGAUUAUGUGCUUUUGGGAAACGACUACCAGUGUACAUGCAAGUGAAGCCGCCUCCCAAGGAUUUAUAUAAAAAAUGGUUACAAUGUGAGUACAUUCCUCCUAAAUUGGAAAGUAUGGCAACAGUAUGGCAAGGAAUAACAAACCUACGAUCAACUCGUGUAUUUUGUGAAUUUCUUUACAGACAUCAUCCCGCCAUUAAACCGCCAAAAUACCUAAUCGAAAAAGGACUUAUGGAUCCAAAAAAUUUUGGGAAACAGCUGGAGGGCACAGAGGAAUCUGAAUCAAUUGAAGAAUUUGAAGAAGAUAUGUCAAACAGAAGAUCUACGGAUGCUAGAAAGAGCUUGUUGAAAAAAUCUGGAAGAGUCGAUGCAAGAAAAUCUUUAGUAAAAAAAUAACAUGCAAGAUGGUGAAUAACAGGAUAAUGUUAUUUUUAAAAUAAAAAAGUGUAGUAGAUUGAAUUGUAUUGUAUUGUCUUAGUACUUAGUUCUCUAUAUCUUGCUUCGACAUUGGAUGUGUGACUGUAAUUUAAAUAUAAAAUUAUAAAAA